Messenger RNA from Gastrolobium bilobum, 4567 nucleotides. RefSeq lists its product as uncharacterized. Gene Ontology annotation, cellular component: endoplasmic reticulum membrane. The transcript is spliced from 4 exons. The coding region runs from base 1 to 3186 and encodes 1061 amino acids. Gene Ontology annotation, biological process: lipid storage; lipid droplet organization. NCBI's taxonomy places the organism in Eukaryota, Viridiplantae, Streptophyta, Magnoliopsida, Fabales, Fabaceae. The record is from RefSeq and is a predicted model, not a curated record.
AUGGACCUGUCAUUGCCAGGCCCAAAUGACACAGACGACGACGUUUUCUUCGAUUUGCUUCAUCACUGCCCCUUUCCCCAUUGCUCCGACAACGCCGAUAACUCGCCGGAAUCUUCCGCCUCUGCUUCCAUUGUUUGCGGCCCUGACCCCCACCCUACAACCUCGGCAACCACAAUCCGGCGCCGUUCAAUUCGCCGUGGAUCACUGGUUAGGGAAUCGACAGACGCCGAUUCCGAAAGCCAUUUGAUCAACGGUGCCAGCACCAGCUCCCGGAGUAUUCAAAAUAUUGAAAAUUUGAAGGAAAAUGAGAAUUCUGAGGAGAAAUGCGACUCAUAUGAAGGGAAAGUUCGUUCCUUUCCAUCUCCAAGUGUUGUGACCGAGGAAUCGACGUUAACUACAGCUGCAAACGAUGAUGGACCCGGCAAUUCCGCUGACUCGGCAGCGGAACUCGGCGAUUCCCCUUCGAAUUGGCUUGAAUAUGCAGUAGGGUUGUUGAUUAGGGCAAUUUUGUUUCAAAUUAAAAUUUUCUUUGUGUUGAUAAGGUACCCUGUGCUGUCAAUGUUUCAUGCUUGCAUGUUUUUUAUGGACCCAUUUGGAACAUUGAGAAAGGGCAAGGGUUUUUUGUUGGGGAUGUUUGGUAGAGUGUUGUGUUGUGUUGGUCCUUCAGCUCAGAGAUGGUUCAGGGAGCACAAGUCAUUGUUGGAUGUUGCCUUUAGGUGUGGAUGGGGUUACUUGUGGUCAAUCUAUGUUUGCUGCAUUUUGUUUGCUCUUUUGGUUUCCUCAAUUGUGGUUAGUGUGUUUUUGGUCAUGUUCUUGGUGGAGAAGCCAUUUCAGAUGAGGCAAGUUUUGAAUUUUGACUACACCAAGCAGAGUCCUGUUGCAUAUGUUCAUAUAAUAUCAUGUGCUGGUGUUGGUGUCGGGCAAGCUUCUGAAAAUGACAUAAUAGUUAGUAAGUGGAUGGGUGGAAGGGUUAUACCUGCUAAACAAAAGGUGCAGGUCACUGUUUCAUUGCUGGUGCCAGAGUCAGAUUACAACAAAAAUCUUGGGGUGUUUCAGAUCAGGGCAGACUUCUUAUCUUCUAAUGGUAAAACAAUUUCAAGUUCGAGCCAACCUUGCAUUUUAAAAUUCAGAAGUGAGCCUAUCCGCCUAAUAACAACUUUCCUCAAGAUUGCUCCUCUUGUUACUGGUUAUAUAUCAGAAUCCCAGACCCUGAAUGUCAAGAUAAGAGGUUUUGUUGAAGGGGAUGUACCUAUUUCAUGCUUAAAAGUAACCCUUGAGCAGCGAGCAGAAUAUCUACCUGGUGCUGGCAUUCCUCAAAUAUAUGAGUCAUCUAUAUUUAUUGAAUCAGAACUUCCCUUAUUCAAAAGGAUUAUUUGGCAUUGGAAAAUAAUCAUAUUUAUAUGGAUCACAAUGAUGGCAUUCAUGAUGGAGUUACUCUUUGUUCUAGUGUGUUGUUGGCCUAUAAUUAUUCCACGAACCAGGCAAAGAAGUGGUUCUGAUCGCAGUAGUGGUACCCAAAACAAUCUUCAGGCACCAAAGGAUUAUCUGGAGCUACAUGAUGAUGCCUAUCCUAAUGGAGCCGAGCCUUCUUUCUCUACUUGGAAAGAAACAACAGGUUCCACUGCUGUGGCCGAGAAAACUACCUCUGCUACUGAAACUGAUGUACAGGAGAUUCCCCCAGCUUCCUCUGUAGUAAUGCCAUCCAAAAGUUUUACAACAGAUGGUUCACCUCCUGUUAGGUCUGCUGAUGGAUCUACACUUGGUCAGAAGGUUGAUGUACCAACCUCCAUAAGUUCAUCUAUCCCUGAUCCUACUUUUAAGCCAACAACAGGUGCAGUGACAGUAGCUGCACACACAAUUGUGGGUUCUGACAAGUCUAAUUCGCAAAAUGGAUCAGUUGUUAAUCCUCCCCUGUUUAACUUUGGGAAUGAAGUUGUUCAGUCAACAGAGGUGACUGCUGCUGAUGCUCCAUCAAAGGAGUCUACUAAAUCAGGUCCAAUAUUAGGUUUGGAUAAAGUUGCAUCGUCAAAGAAUCCUGAUGCUGAUGCUCCGUUAGUUAACUUUGGCAUCAACGAAAAUGUUGACAAUGUUCCCCAAGUCUCAUUUACUUUCUCAUCAUCAGUUGGUGGUGAAUCUGGUGGACUCAAAUUUGGUUCUUCUUCUGACUCAAAGCUGACGAGCUCAAUCAGCUCAACUACUGUUCCUGUUGCUGUUGAUUCAAUGCCAAAAGUUCUUGAAUCCGAUAAUGGUGAUGCUAAGACUAAUAUAGUUACUGGAUCUUCUGCUCCCUCAUCAGAGCCAGCUGUUUCAUCUGCAGCAUCGACGUCAUUGUUGACAUCACCUGCAAAUACAUUUACUUUUAGCAACAGUUUAAAUCAAAAUAAUGGACCUGUUGCUUCAAGCGCUACACUUGCCUCUCCAUUUCCAUCUAUUGGUACAAAUAAUUUUAGAAGUCAGAGUAUAUUCAGUAGCUCUUCCCUUGCAGCAAGCAGCAGCAUUAGUGCCAUUGCAACUUCCUCUAGCACCCCGGCGUUAAUUGCAUCCAGCAAUAGCAGUUCCUCCACCCAAGUGGUGGCAUCUUCAUCUCCCACAACUUCCUCUUUCAAAUUUGGAUACACUCCUUUAUCAUCGACUGGCACAGAACCAGUGGAAACCAUGACCAGGCAGGAUGGAGGAAUUGGUAAUCUAGGCAGCACUGUCUUUGUAAGCUCUUCUGCUGCUGUUGGUAGCACAGGGAGUGGCAUUCUUGGGUUUAGUUCCCUGGCAAUGACCACUAUAAAAAGCCAGUCUCAGGAUUCUGUCUUUGGCACUACAAGUGGGUCUGUCCUUGGUAUGCUGGCACCUUCUGCUACUAGUGGUUUUACAACUUCUACUCAGAGUCAGUCAGUGGGAUUUGGUUCAUCUGCAUCAUCCCCAUUUUUUGGGUUGACUGAGAAUAUAGCUUUUUCUACAGGGAGUUCAUUGUUUACUUCUUCAAAUACCAGCGCAAAUAUUUUCAACUCGGGUACAACUUCUAGACAAAGUACCCUUGCUUCCUCUUCGGAAGCCAACCCUGUUACUGUUAGCUCCAAUAGUACUUCAAGUUCUACUUUUUUUGCACUUUCUAGUUGGCAGCCCAGUACUGGUGGGGGUGACAAGUCUGGUCGAAAAUUUGUGAGAGUUAAACAUAAGCAGCGUAAGACGUAAGACCAUUUUUUAUGAAAAUUUUCUGACACUGCUGCAGUCUGCACUUAGUGCUACAAAUGAAUAAACUCUUAAAGGUGACUGAUUCCUUAAUUUGGCUGUUCAGAUAGCAAUCUGGACAAAUGAUGCUAUUAAAGCAAAUCAACAUAUGCAAGCUUGUCAUUGCUUCUUAUAGAAUGCAAGGCUUAGCUUUUCACAAUUUUGUAAUAGUAUGAUGUGAUUGAACAUAAUCUACUGUACUUGUAAUGGUUUUAGGUAGUUCUAGAUCAAGAUUUGGUCAGUUAUGAUGUUGACAAAAUCCCUGACAUUCUCGUUAUUUGUAUCAUGGGCAGAAAUAGGCAUGAAUUUAUGGCUUAGCUGGUUGUCGCAUAACUUACUUUUUAUGGUGUAGCAAUUAGUACUCGUGUAUUCUGUGUUGUAACUUUGUAUAAAGAAGGCCUUUUAAAAACAAUAAAGAAAAAAGUACCCAAAAAACAAGGAGGGAGAAAGAACCUACUUGGGAUAGUGUGAGACAUUAUAUAAGAAGUUACUUACGGUGAUCAAUGGUUUCUCUAAUUAUUUGCAAGACCAAAUACCAGAUAAACCAACAGGAAGAUGCAGAAAUGAAACUCUGCAGCGACAGGUCCUGGGGUCAAAGAUCUUUUGCUAGGUGAGAGAUCAGGCUACCAGUUUCUAAGACAAAACCCUUCAAGCUGCAAAUAGAAACUAAGAGCCUGUUUGGAUCCUCUUAUUUUUAAGCUAGAAGCUACUUAUAAGUUAAAGUUAAAAAAAAAAAGCUUAAAAAAAGAAGCUAAAAACUGUUUGAAAAUUACAUAAAAAUUUUAGCUUAAAAAUUAGUUAAAGCACAUAUUUCAAGAAAAUUAUUUCUCUCUCUAUCUUUAUCGCUCUUCAUUUUAAAAAAAAGCACACAAUUCAAGAAAAACAGAUAAGAGGUUAAAAAAAAACUCCUAGGAGGAGCUUUUUUCUUCAUUAUAAAAAAAAGAGUUUUUCGUUAUAAGAGCUUUUUCCAAAACCUGUUUGGCCUAGCUUAUGCUUAUAAGUAGUUUCUAGCUAAAAAAUAAGAGGAUCCAAACUGACACGAAGAAUUGGAGCAGGUCAAAACACAGAAGAAUCUUUGGUGCUCUGAAUCAUCUCCAUCACAAUAAAAAUGUAAAAUUUCAAGCUCAAAUUUAUGGAAAUAUAUUUAUGUGUUUUGAUGCUACAAGUUGAAUAUUUAAAUUUCAUGACUGUGUAUCUUUACAAUUCUCUUCCAAAGACAUUGACUAAUUGAAAAAUCUUAUUUAUGCUUUAGUUAUCCAUACACUAAGUCAUGGAAUAAUUUUUGUCCAGAAUUAAAAUCACCAUAAAUCAAAAAAAUUAAAAUAUUAAUAACAAAAUUACUUUC